AUGACCAGACCGGAGUCUUAUCCCAGUCCGGUACGCGGUGAACGAGUGUCCCGUUUCGAGAAACCGCGCCAUUACGUAGAACAAUCUUCCAACCGCGGCGUGCGUAUCUUCACCGGCGAAGAGAAGCAACCGAAAGUGUUCUGCAAUCCGGUGAUAUACGAUCAAGAUUCAGUACGUCGCCAACCGUACCAGGAGAACGAUUGGGAAGACAACGAACGAUCACCGAACCGGGCAACAGAUCGGGCCACCAACUCUUCCGGCUCGGAUAGUGGAGGAACUUACGACGUGCGCCGUUCGGUGUUGGAGAAUGCCCUCAACAUUGCGUUCCUGGCGGCCAAUUCCAACCAGCUGCGUCUAGUGACGACGACCGAAGUGGAUCGACAGGACACUACCACCUAUCAGGCACUGCUGGGGCUGCUAGUAGUGUCACUGAUACUCCAAAUUCUUAACUGCGUUGCAAUGCUGAUUAUGUCGACACACGCUUCCCAACGCUGGCCUCUACUGCGAACCUUGGCCUGCAUCGUUGCUACCGUGAUUGCGCUACUCAAUUUGGCUGUAAUAACUGUGCUCAACAUGCUACUGGAAACGGACUGA
Molecule: messenger RNA, 594 nt
Organism: Anopheles cruzii
Lineage: Eukaryota; Metazoa; Arthropoda; Insecta; Diptera; Culicidae
Exons: 2
Coding region: 1-594 (197 amino acids)
Biological process (GO): cell adhesion; tissue regeneration
Cellular component (GO): membrane
Source: RefSeq, a predicted model, not a curated record